AUGGGAGGCCUCUGCUCCCCGCUGGCCGCGCUGCUGCUGCUGGUGCUCCCGUCCCCAGUGCAUGUGUUCAGCCGUAUCAUCGGGGGGCAGGAUGCACAGGAGGGUCGAUGGCCCUGGCACGUCAGUGUGGAGGAAUAUUACCACCACGUCUGUGGAGGAUCCCUCGUCUCAGCCCAGGGGGUGGUGUCAGCUGCUCACUGCUUCGAUCCUCACAUCGUCAUCCACCCUGACUACAACCAGAGCACGUUCUUCGCCGACAUCGCCCUGGUGCAGCUAAUGAAACCGGUCAACUUCACGGACACCAUCCGCCCCAUCUCCCUGCCGGGCCCCUCCACCCAGUUCCCAGCAGGGGGAAAGUGCUGGGUCACUGACUGGGGCAGCAUCAGAUGGGGCUGUGGAGAUACAUGGAAGCCGCCCAAGACCCUUCACGUUCCCCUCAUCACUGUGUCGACCUGUAAAGAAAAUGUCUCAAAAUGCAAAUAUCAGAUCCAAGAUGACAUGCUGUGCGCGGGGUCCGGAGGUGACUGUACUGGCCCCUGUGAGGUGGGCUACUUGGCUUAG
Messenger RNA from Chrysemys picta bellii (western painted turtle), 561 nucleotides. NCBI's taxonomy places the organism in Eukaryota, Metazoa, Chordata, Testudines, Emydidae. The record is from RefSeq and is a predicted model, not a curated record.